GUCCGGUGAAAGCGGAGCAGCCGUGUAUGUCGCAUCUCGAGUAAAAUGACGAAACUGCGCUGCAUGAAGAAAGAUGUACUUUAUGCCGAUCUCUGAAUAUAUUUGAAAACUUCCUUCAAAGAUAGUUCGAAGUUGUGUAGUCUUUUCAAUAGUUACAUUUUCAGACUGUAUAAGGUUGCUUAUACCAUCUCAAGGAACAGAGGAAGAGGACGCAGAUUGAGCAGCCAGCCAAUCAGCAAGCCAGCCAGCAGACAGACAUCGCAAGGAGGGCAGAAGGGGACCUACAGUCCUGCGUGGUGGAGAUAACGUCCCAAGACUAGCAGCAGAGCUGACUGUGAAAGAGACUCCACAUUUAUUUUCACCUUCAUUUAACCAGAAAAGCCCUUUGAGGUUCAAAACCCCGUUCCAGAGGUCCAUCAUGGGGAAACAGAACAGCAAACUGCGGCCUGAAGUGCUGAACGACCUGCGCGAGAACACAGAGUUUUCCGACCACGAGCUCCAGGAGUGGUACCGAGGCUUCCUCAAAGACUGCCCAACGGGCCACCUGACAGUCGAAGAGUUCAAGAAGAUCUACGCCAACUUCUUCCCGUAUGGCGACGCUUCCAAGUUUGCUGAGCAUGUCUUCCGGACGUUCGACACCAACGGCGACACCACCAUCGACUUCCGGGAAUUCAUCAUCGCGCUGAGUGUCACAUCGCGCGGCGGCCUGGAGCAGAAGCUGCGCUGGGCCUUCAGCAUGUAUGACCUGGAUGGGAAUGGCUACAUCAGCCGGGCUGAGAUGCUGGAGAUCGUACAGGCGAUUUACAAGAUGGUGUCUUCAGUGAUGAAGAUGCCAGAAGAUGAGUCGACGCCAGAGAAACGGACCGAUAAGAUCUUCAGACAGAUGGAUGUAGACAAUGAUGGCAAACUCUCUCUGGAGGAGUUCAUCAAAGGUGCCAAGAGUGACCCUUCCAUCGUCCGGCUCCUGCAAUCUGACCAGGGAACCUCUCGCCAGUUCUGAAGACAAAUGGUCAACCACACACAGUUCUGAACACAGAAAAGUGGACAGAUGGACGCUGUAUCAUCCCUCAUCCACCACACACACAAUUCACACGAGAAAGAGGUGGAAGAGGCUCAGUUGUCGUUACAACACCCAUACCUCAUUCCAUGUAUUAUUGUUUACAUCAUCAGUAGUUCCCUAGCCUGAUCACAGAUAUGUUAGCAUGGAGUUGGCAAGACAGCACAAACAGAUCUGGGACCAGGCUAGCAGUUUCCCAUAACCCAAUGCAGCGGUCUGAAAAAUGCUUUCUACAGCGAAUAAUGUUUUCCGUCAUGGAACAUCACAUUCUACACCCACAGUACCACUGAUAGACUCUUACGACAUUUCCUUGCAAAUGUUUACUGCUUAAUGUUUUCUUUUUAAUUGCCUUACUUCAGUCAAAGUGAAGUGCCAUAUCUUUUUUAAUAUUUGUACUGAAUAUAUUAUUACACUUGCAAGUAUUAUGGAUGUGUUACGGUAAGAAAUCAACCAAAACUAAUAUUUUGUAUAUUAACCAUGGUUAGUCUCAUUGCGACCUUUACUGUAAAUGUAAUAUUAGCUAGAAACACAAAAUAAUUCUAGAGUUUUUCACUUUAACAAUGUACCAUUGCUGCAGCACAGGUAUUUUUUCAAAAUGAACUUUGUAUUGCCCCCAACUGUACAGGCAGUUCCAGUGUAUUAAAACCAGUAUUUUGUCAUUUUAUGCGGUCACUGGUUUGUUUAACUCCACAGGGUAUGAUUAAAUCAAGAGUGGAUAAACUCAGUUCCCAAUAAGGAAACACUUGGGAUACGCACCCCGAAGACUACACUGCAAAGAUGUGCAUUCCCUCAGCAUUGUUUUUAGCUUGCGUACACCAGAAGCAUAUCAGACAAAAAAAAAAGUAAGCAACUAUCAGUUGUGUUCACUUCGCAGACACACGUCUUUGUGCUAGAAGUAGACAUGAAAUGUAAAGAGAUUAUGCAACGCAAGCCUCGCUUCACUGGUAUGCUGCUUCUACGGUUUGUGUAGCUAGCAUGUCAUUGAGUACAGUGCGUUGGUUCCGAUUACUGACCACUAACGUUCGAAGAACCGCAGCCUAGUUUGAGGGUUAGAGGUCACUACGGUCAUAGCUGUGCAUGAGCUCUAUCUGCUUGUCGUUUCCCAACACAGAAUAUACAUGAAUAAUGAUGAAACAAAGUGACUUUGUUUUCUCUUUUUAUUUUUUUUAACAAAAAUGUAAUUUUGUUUUCACACAAUCUAAAUAAAGUUGUGUAAGGAAAAUCUA
Molecule: messenger RNA, 2283 nt
Organism: Coregonus clupeaformis (lake whitefish)
Lineage: Eukaryota; Metazoa; Chordata; Actinopteri; Salmoniformes; Salmonidae
Product: hippocalcin-like protein 1
Exons: 4
Coding region: 419-1000 (193 amino acids)
Molecular function (GO): calcium ion binding
Source: RefSeq, a predicted model, not a curated record